Molecule: messenger RNA, 1062 nt
Organism: Aureobasidium melanogenum CBS 110374
Lineage: Eukaryota; Fungi; Ascomycota; Dothideomycetes; Dothideales; Saccotheciaceae
Product: Aldo/keto reductase
Exons: 2
Coding region: 1-1062 (353 amino acids)
Cellular component (GO): cytoplasm
Source: RefSeq, a predicted model, not a curated record
AUGCAGCAAGUAAUUGAUUCUGUCAAGUCGGCCAUUGGUGCCACCAAACUGCCAACAGGCCAGUUGGGCAAGAACGGACCCUUUGUCACUAGAAUGGGUUACGGAGCUAUGGGUUUGUCGGCCUUCUACGGCAAGCCCAAGCCUGAUGAGGAGCGAUUCGCAGUCCUGGACAAGCUGUACGAAGAGGGAGAGCUCUUCUGGGACACAGCAGACAUGUAUAUGGACAACGAGGACCUGAUCGGAAACUGGUUCAAGAACAACCCUGGCAAGCGCGAGCAGAUCUUCCUUGCAACCAAGUUUGCCAACCUGCGUGACGAGCAGGGUAACCCCAUCGUUGACUCAUCGCCUGAAUACUGCAAGAAGGCCUGCGACAAGUCUCUCUCUCGUCUCGGAGUCAAGAACAUCGAUCUCUACUACGCGCAUCGCCUUGAUGGCAAGACACCAGUAGAGAAGACCGUUCAGGCAAUGAAGGAGCUCAAGGAGGCUGGCAAGAUCAAGUACCUCGGUCUCUCAGAAGUCAGCAGUGAGAGUUUGCGCCGUGCCUACGCCGUCCACCCUAUCACCGCGGUCCAGAUCGAGUACUCUCCCUUCUCUCUCGACAUUGAGAGCGAGCAGAUUGGCCUCCUCAAGACAUGCCGCGAGCUGGGCGUUGCUGUUGUUGCAUACUCCCCCAUCGGCCGUGGAAUGCUCGGUGGCAGCAUCAGAUCUCCCGAUGACUUUGAGGAGGGCGACUUCCGUCGUUUCGCCCCUCGUUUCAGCGCCGAGAACUUCCCCAAGAAUCUCAAGCUCGUCGACCAGAUCACCGAGAUUGCUAAGAAGAAGGGUCUCACUGCUUCUCAAAUUACCCUGGCCUGGUUGAUGGCUCAGGGUGACGACAUCUUCCCCAUCCCCGGAACCACCAAUCUCAGCCGUGUCGAUGAGAACCUCGGAGCUCUGAAGGUCAAGCUUACUGAAGAGGAGAAGAAUGAGAUCCGCAAGGCUUGCGAAGAGGCGGAAGUUGCUGGUAGCAGAUACCCGGAGGCUUUCUCCAAGGCCUUGUUCGCAGACACCCCUGCUCUUUAA